Messenger RNA from Suncus etruscus (white-toothed pygmy shrew), 1579 nucleotides. It is a transcript of the gene POFUT4, whose product is annotated as fucosyltransferase 11. Gene Ontology annotation, molecular function: alpha-(1->3)-fucosyltransferase activity. The record is from RefSeq and is a predicted model, not a curated record. The transcript is spliced from 3 exons. Bases 1 to 1491 code for a protein of 496 amino acids. Lineage: Eukaryota; Metazoa; Chordata; Mammalia; Eulipotyphla; Soricidae. Gene Ontology annotation, cellular component: Golgi membrane.
AUGGCGGCCUGGCGGGGCGGGGGGCUGCUGGCGGCGCUGGGGGCGCUGAGCGUGUGCGCGGCGGGGGAGCCGGGGCCCGGGCCGGAGGGCGAGCCCGGCGGGCCGGCGGACUGGGCGGAGCCGUGGGACGGGGCGGUCUUCCGGCCGCCGCCGGCGCUGGGCGCGGUGCGGGGGUCGCGGGGUCCGCGGGAGGCGCCGCCGCCGCCACCGCCGUCGGGGCCGGCGGAGGACGCGCCGGUGCUGCUGUGGUGGAGCCCCGGCCUCUUCCCGCACUUCCCCGGCGACUCGGCGCGCAUCGAGUGCGCGCGGGGCGCGUGCGUGGCGACGCGCGAGCGGCGGCGGCGGCGGGAGCCCGGCACGCGCGCGCUGCUCUUCUACGGCACCGACUUCCGCGCGGCCGAGGCGCCGCUGCCGCGCCGGCCGGGCCAGACGUGGGCGCUGCUGCACGAGGAGUCGCCGCUCAACAACUUCCUGCUGAGCCACGGCCCGGGCCUCGGCCUCUUCAACCUCACGGCCACCUUCAGCCGCCACUCGGACUACCCGCUGCCGCUGCAGUGGCUGCCCGGCCUGGCCUACCUGCGCCGCGCCGCGCCCCCGCCGGCCGAGCGCGCCCGCUGGCGGCGACGCGGCUACGCGCCGCUGCUCUACCUGCAGUCCCACUGCGACGUGCCCGCCGACCGCGACCGCUUCGUGCGCGAGCUCAUGCGCCACAUCCCGGUGGACUCCUACGGCAAGUGCCUGCAGAACCGGGAGCUGCCCGCGCCGCGGCUCCAGGACACCGCCACGGCCACCACCGAGGACCCCGACCUCCUGGCCUUCCUGGCCCGCUACAAGUUCCACCUGGCCCUGGAAAACGCCAUCUGCGACGACUACAUGACGGAGAAGCUCUGGCGGCCCCUGCACCUGGGCUCCGUGCCCGUCUACCGCGGCUCCCCGUCCGUGCGGGACUGGAUGCCCGACAACCACUCCGUCAUCCUCGUCGACGACUUUGAGUCGCCCCGCCAGCUGGCCGACUUCCUUCGCUUCCUGGACCAGAACGACCAAGAGUACCAGAAGUAUCUGGCCUUCAAGCAGCCGGGCGGCAUCACCAACCGCUUCCUGCGGGACAGCCUGGAAAGGCGGGAGUGGGGCGUCAACGACCCCCAGCAGCCCAACUACCUCAAUGGCUUCGAGUGUUUCGUGUGUGACCACGAACUGGCCCGGCUGCAGGCCCAGAGGGCCCAUGAUGCCUCUCCAGGGGACGUCCCCGCCCCGGAGCCUCGAAUUGCUCAGCAGUCACACAUGAAUUGCCCCGUGCCCAAACCGGGCUUUGGCAGUGUAGAGGAGCUUCCCGAGAAUGACAGCUGGAAGGAGAUGUGGCUGCAGGACUAUUGGCAGGGUCUGGACCAGGCGAAAGCACUCACUGCCAUGAUCCACAAUAAUGAGACGCAGCCGCAGAAAUUCUGGGAUUACCUUCAUGAGAUCUUCAUCAAACGGAACCAGAAUCUUUGAUUAGUCCUGUCAGAGAGCCUUUGACUUGAGCAAAGGAACAGGAGGGACAUUUGCUGCAUAAACCCUGUAACUCUUUUUGGUUUUGGGC